Macrosteles quadrilineatus (aster leafhopper) is the source of this 2064-nucleotide messenger RNA. It is a transcript of the gene Tbce, whose product is annotated as tubulin-specific chaperone E. The transcript is spliced from 14 exons. The record is from RefSeq and is a predicted model, not a curated record. Gene Ontology annotation, molecular function: protein binding. The coding region runs from base 410 to 1954 and encodes 514 amino acids. NCBI's taxonomy places the organism in Eukaryota, Metazoa, Arthropoda, Insecta, Hemiptera, Cicadellidae.
CGUGUUGGGGUUAUGUCUUGCUUGUUAAAAAUAUGUUUUGUUAUUGUUAAUUGUUGCUAGUUGCUACAGUUUCAUCGUCUUGUCCUUGUCGUUACUCUAGCUAUUUCGUGAUAGUUCUAUAGCAACUAAUUAUUUCUUAAAUUUAUAAAUCAAAUACGUUUUUAAAGCUGUUUUAGUGUUCUGACAACAUUAGAUCCAAUUGUACAAACUACCCUGUGAGUGUACCUGGUACCAUUUACCAUUUACCACGUAGUCCUCGCCACAAUCUUCAGAUCGGGGAGUCGUCCGAUUUCUUCCCUCUUGGAAGGGUCUUGAAGAAGUUGCUCAUUUGAGGUGUUGGCAUGAAAAAAUACUCCACUGAGAAUAAGACUUGAAUUCCACUUAGAUAUUUUGAUCUACUUUUGGAGGUAUGGUGAGUUGUGAGUGCCCAGGGGAUGCAGUCGGGCGCCGAGUGGCUGUGGGAGAACACCGAGGUACCGUACAGUAUGUCGGCGCUGUACCCCCGGCGCCAGGCGUGUGGCUUGGUGUGGAGUGGGACGAUCCCUCUAGGGGUAAACAUGACGGCAUGUACAACGGCGUCAGAUACUUCCAGACCAGACUUCCUACGGCAGGAUCGUUCGUCAGACUAGAGAAGGCGGACUUCGGCCGCUCGUGUGUAGCUGCCAUCCAGGAAAGAUAUGGCAACAAUGAUGUCACACUUACGGUGGAGGAGCUGCAGGAUCUGCAAAGAGCUAUGAAUGCCCCAAAUGUUGAGAUGGUCGGUUUUGAGAAAAUCAACCAGUUGCAGAGGUGUUUCUCCAACCUACAGGUGGUGUGUCUAAGCAAUCAGCAAGUGUGGUGUGCUGGGGAAGGAUUGGACUCUAUGUGUCCCAAUGUACAAGAGAUUGACCUCUCCUACAAUCUUUUCACCUCGUGGGACCAGGUCGCUGAAAUAGUUGUCAACUUUCCUAACCUCAAGUUUCUCCGUCUCAACAAUAACAGACUAAGAGUACCAGAAAACCCUGAAAAAUUCCAGUUAGCCUUCAGAAGUCUUUCUCAUUUAGUUCUCGGAAACAUGGAUUAUACCUGGGAAGAAAUAUGUACCUGUUCGAAAAUGUGGCCUCAAAUUGAAAGCUUACAAGUGCCUUUUAACAACAUCACCACCAUUUGUUUGCCAGAAAAUACAUUGGUUAACUUGACAAACCUUGAUCUGGAAGGGAACCCAAUAAUGGAAUGGAAGGAAAUAAAUCAGCUUGGUAAACUUGACAGGCUGGGAACACUUAACCUCUCCUCCCUUGGUCUGACAGAUAUAAGUCUGCCUGAAUCACAAAGUUUGUUCAAAACCCUUCACUGCCUCUUGAUUUCAGACAAUAAAAUUAGCAAGUGGGAGUCUAUUUCUGAGCUGCACAAACUACCAAAGCUACAUGAGCUACGGUUUUCCCGCAACCCCUUGCUGGAGAAUAUGAAAGUAGAAAGCGUUCAUUAUAAGAUCAUAGCAAGAAUAGGACCCCUUCAAAUUUUGAACGGUAGCCCUGUCACUAAAGGGGAUCGUAGAGGAGCUGAGAUGGAAUACCUGAAAGAACAUGGGAGAGAGUGGUUGGAGUGUACCAAAAAUGAAGAACUUAAAGCACAGUUUGUGGCAAAACACCCACGAUACCCUCUUCUAAUAAAAAAACACGGUGUAUGUGAGGAGUCGGAGUUGGAGGUGAAGUGUCGAUCUCUCAAGUCGGACUUGGUUCAUGUCAAGUUUGUCAGCAACGAUGGGAAGACCAUUAAAAAGACUGUCCCAAGCACCAUGUUGCUGAGUAGACUAACGGGCCUUGUACAACGGCUGUUCAAUACUGGCAAUGCCGAACCUACUCUGUGCUACCACAGUUGUAAGAACAGUGAAAUCGAAGUUAAGAUGGAUGAUCCACUAAAAUCUUUGGACUAUUAUUCUAUCGAAGACGGGGAUGAAAUUCAAGUUCAAUGGUGAAAUAACUGAUAAGUUCACCAUCUUGUGUAUAUUUUUGUUAUUAUUAUUUGCUUAAAUUGUGAUAUUAACAUUAGUUUUAUGAUUUUCUAAAUAAAUAUGUUAAAAUUGAA